This is a messenger RNA of Microcebus murinus (gray mouse lemur), 7765 nucleotides long. RefSeq names its product polycystin family receptor for egg jelly (gene PKDREJ). Gene Ontology annotation, cellular component: membrane. Gene Ontology annotation, molecular function: protein binding; calcium ion binding; calcium channel activity. NCBI's taxonomy places the organism in Eukaryota, Metazoa, Chordata, Mammalia, Primates, Cheirogaleidae. The record is from RefSeq and is a predicted model, not a curated record. Gene Ontology annotation, biological process: detection of mechanical stimulus.
UCCCGGGCGGGCACCAUGAGGACCGGGCCCGCGCUCCUCCUCCUGCUGGGCCUGCACCUGGGCCUGGGCCUGCUCCCGCCACCGCCGCCGGCUCCUCACCGGGCCCGGGCCUCCGCCGCCGGGGCGCCGGCCUGGCCGGGGCGGCUCCUCAGGGGCGCCGGGGCCUGAGGGAGCGCGGCGGCCACCCGCCUCAGCCUGCGGCGCCGCGCGGCCCGGGACGGCGGCGUCCUCCUCAGCGGCAGCCGCGACCUCUGCUUCCUCCGCGGCGGGCCCGGCCGGGCGGGCGGCUGGCGGCGCGUGUCCCCGCGGCCCCCGGGCUGGUACUGCCUGGGCGUGCGCGUCCUGCUCCGCGGCCGCUGGCCCCGCGCGCCCGCGCACGUGGACCUGCGCGUCUCGGCGGCCCGCGGCCGGCUCUCGCUGGCGUGGUCCGCCCGCCUGCCGCGCUCGGCCGGCCGCUGGCCUGGGCCUUCCGCUGCGGUGGCUCGGGCCCGGGGAGGUCCGGCGGCCCGCGCCCGCCGCGCCGCGGCUCGGCCCGCCGCCGACCGCCCCUCCUCCGGCCUCGUGGCCCGGACCCCGUGCCCCACGGACGGACCCACGCCCGUCGUGCUGGAGGCCCCCGGCUCGCCCAACCGCACCGCCACGGCGUCUAACGUGUCCUGUCAGUUAGGGGCCUGCACCAUCAAGAAGGUGAAGAUCAACACGAACAACGACAGCACCACCGUGUUCCUGUCGAGGAAGGAGGAGGUCACCCUCAACGCCACCGCAGAUUACAACUGCCUGUUCGCCUACUCCAUCUCCGAGAGCUGGCAUGUCUUCGCCGUGCCCUCCGUGAACGACGAGCCCGACUGGACGCAACCCAUGGACCUGUCGCGACUCGAUAGAGGGCGCAGCGUGUUAUUCAUAGGCAUCCCCCCCUACUCUUUACCCGUGGGGGUGUACAUGUUCAAUUUCACAUUGACCAUCAAAACGCGCAAUCCAAGGAUGCCUGUAGUGGAGGAAUCGGACGCCAUCUACGUCUGCAUUGUCACGCGUCCCCUGAAGGCCGUUAUUCUUGGGAAUCCCAACGUGACAGUGGACUUCAACGAGGAGCUGAUUCUGAACGGAACAAUGUCCUCUGACCCAGAGGCCGAUGACCCACUAGAGGGACUCCGGUUUUCUUGGCACUGUACCACAAAUCCACAAAACUACCAUGAAGACCAGAUACUGGUGAUGAGCAAGGAAGUCUGCCACCCAGAGCAGACUAAUCUCAACUGGCCGUGGGCCACUGGCCCUGUGCUAACACUUUUGCCAGAAACACUUAAAGGUGCCCAGGUGUAUUUUUUCAGAAUGAUGAUACAGAAAGAUACCAGAACAGCAUUUUCUGAUAAAAGGGUGCAUGUCCUCCAAGGACCAAAAGCUAGCGCACUCAUUUCAUGUAUUGAAAAUUGCGAUCAAAUUUUAAUUGUAUCAGAUAGAUUUUCUCUGUUUUUUAAUUGCACAAAUUGUGCAAGGCGUGAUUUCUAUAAGUGGUCUAUUUUGUCUUCUUUGGGCAGUGAAGUGCUAUUUGACUGGGUGGGGCAAACGGUAACAGGAAGGAAUAGUGCUUAUUUGUCUAUAAAAACUUUUGCUUUUAGUCAUUUUUUGGAAGCUGAGUUUUCAGCUUCUCUACAUGUAGCAAGUUGGGGUGGAGAUAUCUCAGUCUUCAGCCAUUUGUUUGUUACUAACCAUGGCCCUCAAAUUGGAGAAUGCAAAAUUAAUCCAACUAAAGGAAUUGCACUUUUUACUAAAUUUGUUGUCCAAUGUAGUAAUUUUAAGGACAAGCAUAUCCCUCUUACAUAUAAAAUAAUUGUUUCUGAUCUGCACAAUAUUGGUGAAAUCAGUUCAGUAAAAGAAAACACCUUGGGGGCCAUCCUGUAUUUGGGUACUAAGUCCACAGCACCCCCUUCCUUUCUUCCUGUUGGUAUGUUGGCUAAUCACUAUGCCACAAAAAUAUAUGCUCAGGUGUAUGACUCUCUAGGGGCUUUUACUCAGGUGACUUUGUAUGCCACCGUACAUGCUCCUACUGACAAAAACUCAUCAACUAUUGUGUUGGAUCAGUUAUUCGAACUCACCAUGGGGCCAUUUUCAUUGCUAACUACUCUGAUUCGAGAUGAGGAAUUUUUAUCUGCCAAUUACUUAACGUAUAUAGCAGCUUCCAUCUUGAAUAGCAUGAAACCUGAAUUAUCUCUCCAAGAUAGUAAAGACUAUCUCCGAGAACACCUUGUCAGUCAGUCUUUCCUUCCUCCUACAAGCACUUUGGCGGAAAUUAGCCAGUUAGUAACGACUCUUAGCAUAUUAACGCAGAAACCCUUUGAACUCACUCAAGAGGCUCAGAAACGUGCCACAGAGAGGAUGUGGCAAGCAAGUCAAGCCCUGCAAGAGUAUCAACAAACAGAUAAACGCUUUAGCUCUGAACAAAUAGAAAUUGUGAGCACUGGAAUCUUAACAGGUUUGUCCAAUAUCUUAAAACGGAUUGAUUCUCAGAAGAUGGUUGAAGAUCCUUUCUAUGUAAUAGAAUCUCUAUCAGACACAAUAUUGGCUAGUAAAGUGCCAGGAACUGAAACAACUGUCAUGAGAACCCCCAACUUCAACAUGUACGUCAAGAAAGUUGAAAAGUGGAAGGUUACCCAGGUCUUCAGAGACGAGAAACACUGCCGAAAUUGUUUCUAUCCAACACUCAAUGUGAGCAGUGUUCCCGCCCUGCCUGCAGACGCUCCCAUUUCUACGAUGUUUUGUGAGUUUGCAGAGGACCCUUUUCCUUGGUUAAAUGAUGGAGAAAGCACUUCAGCGGAGGUGGUUGGAUUCAGAAUGACAGGAGCCACAGAUAAUGGUACUGUGAUAGAGAUCACCCCCGAUGUAGUGGAAGUGUACCUUGUCAGAAAAAACGUGACCUUUGCAGCUUUUAAUCUCACAGUGGGACCCAGCCGUGAGCUUGAUGGGGCCUUGAAGAAGACAACAGGGGCAUUUAGCUUUGAAGUGGACAUCAGAGCAUUCAGGGAGGUGCUGGUCCACAUUGCAACUGAAGUGACCCUGCUGUUCGAGGUGCUGGUGUACGCAGGCAGUCAGCUCACCCCCACGGCUCUGGUCGCCACCUUCCUCGUGCCUCAUGACAUCCCUCCAGUUGUUAGUCACAGUGCCCUGUUUGACCCCGCCUGCGCAGUGAAGGCAGCCCGCGUGGUGUGCCUACCACUGUCUCUGCUGCAGGUCAUAGCUCAGCGCAGCCACUCAUCCCAGUGUACCAUAUCUGUGGUUCUGCAGGCACCCAGUUUUGUCAUAAGGCCCAAUGACAGGCUAGUGAGGAUUUCUCUUUUCAGCGUUCAGUGCUUGGACAAGUAUGGGAGCAAGAGCGACUGGCGGGAAGACAACUGCGUGCUCGGGGAGAAGACGACCUGGCACAAGGUACAUUGUGUCUGCGGGCAUGCAGUGCGGGCCAGGCGGCAGGUGGGCACAGUCAGGCUAAGCAGCCUUCCCCUGCACACCCGCUACGUGAUGGCCAGGGUGAUUGUGGUCCCUAACCACGUGGAUCUGAAGUUAAAGGUCAUCAAGAAUGUUUACCAAAACCCUGUGAGCCUCUUAACUGUGCUUUUUAUCAUCUUUCUUUACACAGCCCUAGCUUUCUGGGCCUUGCACAGGGAUGAAAUGGACAAGAUUCUUCGGGAAAAUGUGAUAAUUCUACCUGAUAAUGAUCCUUAUGAUGACACAUGCUACUUGGUCACUGUUUUUACAGGAAGCCGUUGUGGGGCUGGGACCAGAGCCGAUGUCUUUGUGCAGCUUAGGGGCACCGCAAGUACCAGUGACGUGCACUGUUUAAGCCAUCCACAUUUUACAACUCUGUACCGAGCAAGCAUCAGCACUUUCCUCCUAACAACAAAAAGUGACUUGGGGGACAUCCAUUCCAUCCGCGUGUGGCACAACAACGAGGGCAGAGCACCCAGUUGGUAUUUAAGUCGAAUCAAAGUGGAAAAUCUGUUUAGCAGGCACAUUUGGCUGUUCAUAUGCCGGAAAUGGCUUUCUGUUGACACCACUUUGGACAGGACAUUUCACGUUACCCACCCAGAUGAGCCUCUGACCAAAAAAGACUUUUUCUUUAUAGAUGUGAAUCAUAAGCUAGGGAAAAACCACACGUGGUUCUCCAUUUUCGCCAGUGUGGUUCCCAAACCAUUCACCAGGCUCCAAAGAUUGUCUUGUUGUUUAGCAAUGUUGCUAAGCUCUCUUGUUUGUAACAUCAUGUUCUUUAAUCUAAAUAGAGCAGAAGAAACCGAGUCAAGAGAGAGGCGCUACCUCAGAUCAAUGAUGAUAGGAAUUGAAAGUGUCUUAAUUACAAUCCCUGUGCAAUUAAUAAUAACCUUUUUGUUCACCUAUUCCCAGAGGAAACCUCAAGUGAACCUAGAGGAGGUGUCUCCUCAGAAGCACCCCCUGAUAGCAGAAGACGGUAGCCACUGGGAGGAACGCCUGGGAAACUGGCAUGCUCGUCAAGCCGCAGCGACACACGCCGGCAAGACCGCGAAGACUGCGAAGACCGCGAAGACCGCAAAGACAGCGAAGCCUGCGUCCAGGCGGAAGCCUGGGCUUCCCAAGCCUUCUGUUAAAGCAACCUUUAGAUCAAAGCGCCAGUCUGAGAAAGCAGAAACCAAGGCCCAGGAGACCCAAAGACCAAACGCAAAUUCCAACAACAACAACAACAACAGAGAGGACGAUGAGGCUGUUUAUUCUGAAGAGAGCUCCUCUCAGGAGGAUCUUCCCCAACCUAAAAAAAAGUCCCGGAUUGUCCUGCCUCGGUGGUGUGUUUAUCUGGCAUGGUUCUUGGUUUUUGCCACUUCCAGCAUAUCCUCCUUCUUCAUUGUCUUUUAUGGGCUGACUUACGGCUACGAGAAGUCAAUAGAGUGGCUCUUUGCAUGUUUCUGUUCAUUCUGUCAGUCAGUCUUCCUGGUGCAACCGUCCAAAAUCAUACUCUUGUCAGGCAUCAGGACAAACAAGACCAAGUACUGUAAAAACCUCUCGUGGUCAACCAAGUAUCACUACUCGGAGAUCAGUCUGCAAAGAAUGAACAUGCAGCCAGAGGAGAUGAGGAGGCUGCACGACCACAUCAGCCAUAUCCGAGGCACGAGGAUGUACCAGCCCCUCAUGGAGGACGAAGUCAGAAUCUUCAAAAGAAAGAAGAGGAUCAAGAGAAGAGCCCUCCUGUUCCUGAGCUACCUGGUGACUCACCUCAUCUUCCUGGCCCUCCUGUUGGUCGCCAUUGGCCUGCUGCGCCACACCGACUGCUUCUACUACAACCAGUUCCUCCGUGACCAGCUCUCCGUGGACCUGGGCGGGGUGACCAAGCUGGAAGACAUCUACCGGUGGCUGAGCAGCGUGCUGCUGCCCUUGUUGCACAAUGACCUGAAUCCCACGUUCUUCCCCGACGACUCGUCCACCAUCCUUGGCCUUCCGCUGAUGAGGCAAGUGAGAGCAACAUCUAGCGAGAGACCGUGUCUGCCAGCCGAUAACUUUGUGCAGAACAGCAUCAAAGGAGAAAUUCGUUGUCAUCCCAAAUACGGCAUCGACCCGGAAGACACAAAAGACUAUUCUAGCUCCUGGAAUAAAAUCGAUCAACAGCACCCACGCAAUACCAAUGGCUUUGCUUAUAAGCAACAAGGAAAGCAAUGGGUGUAUUAUUCCUACGGGUCGUUGUAUACCUAUGGAUCAGGAGGAUACGCCUUCUACUUUUUUCCAAAACAGCAGAAGUUCCAUUCCACAAUGAGGCUCAAAGAACUUCAAGAAAGCAAUUGGCUUGACGAGAAGACGUGGGCUGUUAUCUUAGAAUUAACAACUUUUAAUCCAGACGUGAAUCUGUUCUGUAGCAUUUCGGUCAUAUUCGAGGUUUCACAGUUGGGAGUUGUCAACACCAGCAUAUCUGUAUACUCCUUCUCACUUGCUGAAUUCAACAGGAAAACUUCAGCAGAAAUCUACUUGUACGUGGCCAUUCUCAUUUUUUUCUUAGCCUACAUUGUUGACGAGGGUUAUGUCAUCACGCAAGAAAGAGCCUCCUACAUGAGAAGUGUGUAUAAUUUGCUCAACUUUGCUUUAAAAUGCAUGUUUACCGUGUUGAUUGUGCUCUUUCUCCGGAAGCAUUUCUUGGCCGCCGGUAUGAUUCAGUUCUACUCGUCGAACCCCGAUGACUUCAUUCCCUUCCAUGCAGUUUCUCGAGUCGAUCACACCAUGAGGAUAAUUUUGGGUUUCCUGUUAUUUCUGACAAUUUUGAAGACCCUCAGGUAUACCAGAUUCUUCUACGACGUGCGCCUGGCUCAGAGGGCCAUCCAGGCGGCCCUUCCUGGCAUCUGUCACAUGGCGUUUGUGGUGUCCGUGUACUUCUUUGUAUACAUGGCUUUCGGCUACCUGGUGUUCGGGCAGCACGAGUGGAACUACAGCAAUCUGAUUCAUGCCACUCAGACCAUAUUUUCCUAUUGUGUUUCGGCUUUCCAGAACACUGAAUUUUCCCACAACAGGAUCCUUGGGGUCCUGUUCCUCUCGUCUUUCAUGCUGGUGAUGAUCUGCAUAUUGAUCAACUUAUUUCAGGCAGUGAUCCUGUCUGCCUACGAGGAGAUGAAGCAGCCCGUGUACGAGGAGCCGUCGGACGAAGUGGAAGCGAUGGCCUACCUGUGCGGCAAGCUAAGGACUGUGUUUGGCUUUCAGACCUCCCAGUCGAGGGCCAAAGGUGAGCCCGAGUUCCUUGUCGACAUGCUGUACGGGCAGCCAGAGAAGAAUAACCGCCGGUAUCUGGGGCUGAAGACCAGGAACAUCAACGGGAAGAAAAUGGUUUACCUUGUCGUUUGAUGAACGGCGGUUUCAAGCGCCGUAAGCGAGGGUCUCCCCAAACGCUGGGUCUGUGGGACUAAGGGGAUUGAGGGGUGUUAGUGGCUCAGCCAUGCUUUCCACCUGUGUCCUUGCUAGUGCGCACCCUGCAUGUGGAAGUGUCCCCGCUCUUGGCCUCCGCUCUUGGGAACUCGAAAGUGGGAGCGUAGCGUAGUAUUUGGGGAGAGAGGAGAUCACAGUGUAGGAUUCCUGGAUUGAUUUCCCUUUACAGGGGAAUUACCUGACUCCUGGUACAGCGGCAAACCCUGCAGCAGUUUGGAGGAGUUAGAGCCACCCGGCAUGAGAACCAGAUUUGAGGGAGGGAGCAGAAAGGGCCCCACCCUGGACCUGGCCCGGGCAAGGGUGCUCCGGGCGCUGCUGUCUUCCACCCACGCUGGAAGCCAAUGGCCCGCUGCUCUGGGGCAGGGCUCCAGACUCCUCAGCCUCACUGCGAGUCUUCUUUGCAGAUCAGGGCUGCGGGCCCCGCUCCCCCAGUCCUGUUGGGCCAGGGCCUCACAGGGAGUUCCAGGACUUGCUCUGUGCUUGGGAAUACAGGGGUCAGAAGUCGGGAGCUUCCCAUUUAUGCCUUAAGUUUGCGGUGAGUUAAAGUAAAAUUUAAUAACAUUGUCUGACCAGGAGAUGAGGCUUUUGUUAAACAACAAAAAGGUGCAUAUGGGUUAACACUGAAAUACAGUAAGUGUUCUAUGUAUCGAAUAUAGCAAUAUAUGUACACCCAGGAUUUGGGCAUUCGGUUAUUUGUGGUAUGGUGGGUUAUUUAGCAAUAAGGAAAAUACAGUUCAUUACUUAAGAGAAACAAGGGCCAGCGGCUGUGACAUUUCACUCCGAAGCAUGUUUGUUUAUGUAGAUGCCACUUUAAACUUCAUUGGAAUUAAAUGUGAGAUUACUUCUGUGA